Molecule: messenger RNA, 1296 nt
Organism: Aspergillus nomiae NRRL 13137
Lineage: Eukaryota; Fungi; Ascomycota; Eurotiomycetes; Eurotiales; Aspergillaceae
Exons: 2
Coding region: 1-1296 (431 amino acids)
Source: RefSeq, a predicted model, not a curated record
AUGCCGUCCAUCCCACCAUCUCCCCUGAGGCUGUCUCACCGCCAUCAUCCGUCCCAAUCUAGCAUCGACUUUGACCCUAUUUCUCCAGGCACAUAUGCUCCAAAUGGCUUCUCUCAUAGCCCUCCAAGGUCGCCUAUGUCCCCUCGCUUUUCAGCCCCGUCAUCGCCGGCCCGCGGACACCAUGCGCAAAGCAUAAACGGAUCUCAUUAUAGAAUGUCGGGUGACUUUGGCAGUGCUGCGGAUAUGGGUGGGGGUGGCUUGGGAAACCUUGCAGACGAACUGGCUGAUGCUUGGGAGCAGGAGGAGGGUGGCUAUGGGUAUGCGUCAGGACAGGAAGUCGAACAUAUCCCUGCCGAUUCGCAACAUAUGGAUCGCAGCGACUCAGAGGACGGCUAUCACAUGGGAACCAGGACACCGUCGUCGGGUUACUCGUCCGAGCGUGCUUCCCUGCAGCCUCCAAAACCCAAGACUCGGAAUGGUGGUCAUCGACAUCGCCGAACCGAAUCACAAUAUGACGGUUCAGACUACGGCCCUGACUCGGACCUGGAGGAAGCGGCGGACAUCUCGCCAAGUCUAGAGAUGCAGAUGGCGGAGGUUGAGAGCUUGGCUCGGCGGGGAUUGGAAAACAAUGGGAGUGAAAGUGAUCACGCCAUUGCUCGCGUUGUUGAAGCACUUCGGGACCUUGGUGGACAGAGUGGGAUCGAAAACAAUGCUAUGAGACUUAUCACAGCACACUCUUCCAUUACUUCACAUCUCACCCACCAAACUCGGACUCUCCAAACACUCACCCACCCUCUCCUUUUCUCUCCUUUCCCUCUUCUCUCCGAAGAUGCUAUAGAUUCCCUCAUCCCUCUGAUCGACGACGAGCUCUUACCCAACCUCCCUUAUCCUUUCCCGGUCCAAUCCCGUCACUCAUCAGGACCUUCAACACCCUCUCACUCACCCGCUCUUAACCCGCUCUAUUCCCUCCAAUCACUCGUUUCGCAAACAUCCGAAAUCACACUCUCUUUACAAAGCUUAAGCGAUACGCUUUACGAAUCGCGCCAGCUAACAGCCACCGCCUCUCGAAGACUCCGAUCCGCGCGCGAACUGGUCUCCGAACUCCGCCGUGAAGAAGAAGGUCGCGAAGAGGGCACCCGGUGGAUUGAGAAAGGCGAUUGGGAUCGCCGUCUUCGAGACCGCGAAGCCGGGCGCGAGUGCGGAGACGUUGUCAGCGGCUUCGAAGCCGUCUGCGGAGAAUGGAGGGAGAGACUCUUCGGAGCUGCCGGCGCAGAAGCCGCCACUGCCGCUGCUUGA